Lottia gigantea (owl limpet) is the source of this 3519-nucleotide messenger RNA. RefSeq lists its product as hypothetical. Bases 1 to 3519 code for a protein of 1172 amino acids. The transcript is spliced from 5 exons. Gene Ontology annotation, biological process: DNA replication. Lineage: Eukaryota; Metazoa; Mollusca; Gastropoda; Lottiidae. Gene Ontology annotation, molecular function: DNA binding; nucleotide binding; DNA-directed DNA polymerase activity. The record is from RefSeq and is a predicted model, not a curated record.
AUGGCCGUCUCUACCUCGAAGUCGAAGGUUGAGAGAAUGGAAGAAGAUGAUAUUCUUUAUGAAGAAGAUGAUAUCCAAUCACCUCCGGUGACAUCUCCCUUACCUGUUCCAGGUUCUCAAGCUUCUUCCCUUGCUACAGCUGCUCUACCGGUUGACUUCCUAAUGUCAUUACAGGACACAAUGAACAAUAUGUCUCAGUCCAUUGCCUCAAUGGGGACUGCCUGGCAGAAUAUGGGUAAAAUGUCUUCGGAUAAAGAUUCUAAUUUAUCCUCCUUACAGGCCUAUACCAUUCCUAAAAGGAAGAGAUCUCGAUCUAGAUCCCCUAUUAGAAGUCAUUCUCUUUCGCAUAAAAACGUGUACACGUGUUCUUUUGAAGAUAACAUUGCUCUCAAUAAACCAACCGCAAUGAGCAGCAUAUAUGAAGGCGAAGCAUCUUGUAAGGCAAAUAACGGGAAUUUCGAAGGCCAUAUUCAUACCCUAAAUUCUGACCUGGAAUGGUGGUGUGUUGACCUGUUGAAAACAUACAAUUUUGGAUCUGUGGUUAUAAAUAACAGGAAAGAAACAACACAGAGUGAGUAUAUCGGAAAACUACCAGGCAAGAUACCCAGACGAAAUAUUAAAAAUCUUGUGGACGAACCCAAACUACAACAAGAGUUAACGAGUUUGAAACGUCUUAUUCAAGUGGAUAAAACAAGUCAGUUGCAAAAUUUAAUAUCUAAAUUAGACGAUAAGAUUACGAACGUAAAAAUAGAUGUCCAACAUUUAAUAGACAACCCAAAUGUAAACGAGGAUAGAUUGAAACGAAAACUAACCGCUUUGGAAAGAAAACUUGGCGAAUUGCUAGCAGAACUAGACAAGACCGCGGACAAAACCGAGUUACAAAAUUCGAUAUCCAAUUUGAACGAAAAGAUCGCGAAGCAAAAAUCAGAUGUUCAAGAUAUAAUUAACACACUUCCCAUUGACAAAGAUACGUUGAAACGAGAAUUGACUGCUUUGGAUACUAAAAUCACGGACGAAUUAGAAAAAGAAGUGGGUGUGAUUAAAAACUUUCUUCAAAAUAAAUUUCGAGAUGAUAUGAAAAAUUAUAUUAAAGAACAGGUCAAUCUUUUAGUAUCUAGAAUUCAUGACGAUUUUUUGAGACAAGAGAGAAAGUUGACCAAAUUAGAAGCUAUUGUCACGGACAAAUCGUAUUAUUUCAAUCUUCCAUUCGAAAGUGACAUUGUCUUCGAUAGAAAAGACCAAAUUUAUAAAUCAAACAAAUACGGAUUCAAAGCAGAAAUAAAAGUGGGUUCUCUCGCAUACGGAGAACCUAAAAGCGUAUUCGAUAUCGGCGAAACGCAAGAGUUUUCUUUUCGAGGAAAAAUAAUUUUAAUGAAAGACAAUUUCCAAGAAAUCAAUAGGUCGAGAGUUGGUAGAGGAGGAACUGAUCUACUUAAAAAGAUAAAUGAAUACGAAUGCAAAAAUUGUUUCAUUCCUACAGAUGGUCAUUGUUUUAUCAAAUGCGUCAAUCGUGUUUUGAACAAAGAUUUAACGUGUAAAUUUCAAGAAUACAUCAACGGGUUUUCAAAAGCAAAUAGAAAAGGAGUGAUGACUUGUGCUAGAAUGAAGGAAUUCAACAAGAAAUUUAACACUUCGUUUCAAAUUUAUAAUCCCAAAAACAGACAUUUUCACCCCAGAGACGUGCAUGAUGAAUUAGAUUGGGUUUUUUACUUACACAACUCGCAUUUCUGUUUGAUUAGAAGAAGCCAAAAAAGUUUGGGAAUUCAAGAAAUAGAAGACAAUUACGAACAGGUGUGGAAAACGUGUAGAGACGACAACGCAGUAACACAGGUUUCACCUCUCAAACUAAACGUGCUUUCAAGUAUGAGUGAUGAUGCGUUAUUCGCUUGGGAUUGCGAAACAUUUAAAGCCGCCAGAUCCCAUUCCAGAAGAAUUUUACUCAUGACUAAUAUAGUAGAAAUAUUUGUAGGUACAGAUUGCAUCGAUCAAAUGUUGAAAUAUUUAGGUCAAUAUGAUAGAAAGAGAUUAAUAUUAAUUUCUCAUAACGGCAGUGGAUUCGACAACUGGAUCGUGCUUAAAAAUGCAAAAAAACUAACGCAUUGCCCUUUAAAAACACCCAGAGGAAUUCUAUCUUUUCCUUUAUCUAAUCCAUACACGGAUGAAGAUUUACAGAAAAAAUGGAAAAGACAGAAAGAAAUAAAGGGUAAUUAUUUACAACAUAUUAAUUUCACGUGUUCCUAUCAACAUGAAUCCUCUAGUUUGGCUGCAUGGGGAAAUUCUUCCAAUCUUCCCGCGAAUUUGAGAAAGAUUGCCGACGCAGAUAUCGCUAAAUACACGCAAGACAACUGGGAGGAAUUGAGACACGAAUGGGAACCUUACGCCAAGAGAGACACUCUCUGUAUGGGAGUUUGUUUGAUAAAAUACAACCAAGUCACGAAAGAAGUUGUAAACCAGAAUAUGUCCAAUAAUCUAACGGCUCCAUCUUUAUCUUUAAAGAGUUGGUAUUAUUUAUAUCAUUACGAUAAAGAAAUGGUUGAAGAAGAGUGGUAUAAAAAUACUAGAAUGGUUGCGAAACAUACCGAAAAAGAAAAUAUAGAAAAAGUUUAUUCGUACACAAAUCCUUUUAUAAGAAAUUUUAUCAGACGAUCUAUUAAAGGAGGAAGAGUUUCGGCAAAUAGAAAAUCAUUUGAAACGAACAAAAUGGAUGAAAUUUGUAACGUAUUAAAGGAAUAUAUUUCACAAACAGAAAGUAAUAACAUAAUUGAUUUAUUCAAAGAAUACAGCGCAAGCACAAAAGACAAAACGGAGGUUCAUUCGAGACUUAAAAAAAUAGAAUGUACUAAACUAAUGGCAUUUGAUGCUAACGGUUUAUACGCUUCCGCCAUGUCGGAUUUAGACAGUGAAUAUCCGAGAGCGGAAAGUGGAAGACCGUUUCUACCAGAAGAAGAAAAAGAAUUUGUAAAACUCUUCAAUAAACAAAAAUUCAGACCUAGAACAGCUAUUUUAACAGUGUGGUUUGACUAUCCCAAAAACAUGUUCUUCCCACCGAUACCAGCUAAAGAUAAAAUCACUUUCACGAAUAAAGAAGGUAAAAAGGAAACUGGUAACAAAAUCAGGUUCAGAAAUGGUUUCUGUCACGACGUUUUAACAUCGGUCAAUAUUCAAGAAAUAGUGAAAGCCGGUGGACGAAUUAUUAGAAUAUUGGAUGGUAUAGUUUACGAAGAAAAUUUUAAAACUCCACCCUAUAGAGAUUAUAUUUUAAGUUUGAGAGAUCUAAGAAAUAAAUAUAAACGAGAAGGUAAUAUCGUGGGUAGUAAUUGCAUGAAAUUAUUAGGUAAUUCCUUGUAUGGUAAAUCAAUUCAGAAAGAUAUAUUCACAACUAGACAUUUAUGGAAUGAAGCAACUUUACAGGCCAACUUUGAUUCACCUAUGAGAAAAUUAAUGAUACUCAAUAUAUUGUUGAAACAGAAAUUGAAGAAAAAGAGAUUACUACCGAAGAUAGUAAAUCUACACGACUAA